This is a messenger RNA of Columba livia (rock pigeon), 2901 nucleotides long. RefSeq names its product ribonucleoprotein, PTB binding 2 (gene RAVER2). The coding region runs from base 594 to 2306 and encodes 570 amino acids. Gene Ontology annotation, cellular component: nucleus. Lineage: Eukaryota; Metazoa; Chordata; Aves; Columbiformes; Columbidae. Gene Ontology annotation, molecular function: mRNA binding. The record is from RefSeq and is a predicted model, not a curated record. The transcript is spliced from 15 exons.
GUUAUUAAAACAAGAUUAGCAGUUAGCUGGGAAGACUUGCCAUGUCACAGUACCUUUUUCAACAAAAUUGCAGUCUGGACAUGCUGAGUUAUUCGAGUGGUUAAUUUAGUGAAUUGUAACAGAACAAGUGAAGCCUCAGAGGGGUUACGAGGUUUUUGCUUCAUCACAACACUGCAGCAAUUUUGAAACAUAAUUCAAGUGCAUGAGAAAACUGAAGUCUGUUUCGAGUGCAAAGCAUAAAUGUGUAACACUUUUUUUGAAAGCAACAUAAGGAAAUCCAUGACUUAUUUAAAGAUUAUGAAAUCAAGUAUUGUUAUGUGGACAGAAAUAAAAGAACAGCAUUCGUCACUCUGUUAAACGGAGAACAGGCUCAAAGCGCCAUUCAGAAAUUUCACCAGUAUUCUCUUCGGGGAAAAGAAAUAUCGGUGCAGCUCCAACCAACAGAUGCUUUGCUGUGCAUUACUAAUUUGCCCAUUUCAUUUACGUUGGAAGAGUUUGAAGAGCUCGUGCGUGCAUAUGGCAAUGUCGAGAGGUGUUUUUUGGUGUAUAACGAGGUUACUGGCCAUUCAAAGGGCUACGGCUUUGUGGAAUACAUGAAGAAGGACUCUGCUGCCAAGGCGAGACUGGAACUUCUGGGGAAACAGUUGGACGAGAGCACCCUCUUUGCACAGUGGAUGGACGUGAACCAGCUGACAACAAAUCUUAUUCACUCCAAGUGCCUUUGUGUAGAUAAAUUUCAAAAAGACUAUGCUGAUUCAAAAGAACUGAUCCAAGCUUUUUCACUAAAGUAUAAACCCGUUUUCUGCCAGUUUGCUCAGGAUGAAGACAGUUUCAUUGGGGACUUUGCAGUGGUUGAGUAUGAAACUGCAGAGCAGGCUGAGAAGGUCCAAGAAGCCACCGACGGGAUGAUGAUCAAAGGGAGGAGAAUCCAGGUGUCCUACUGUGCUCCAGGAGCGCCGGGCAGGAGCACGUUAGCGGCACUCAUAGCAGCGCAGAGGAUGAUGAGGAACAAUAGGAAAGGCUUGCUUCCAGAGCCUAAUCCAGUGCAGAUUAUGAAAAGUUUGAAUAACCCAGCAAUGUUGCAAAUGCUGCUGCAGCCCCAGUUGCGUGGACAUGCUGUUAAACCUGCAGUUCUUGGAGCAUCUGCAGGUUUACCUCAUCUUAUAAACUCAGCAGUUGGCCCACCUUUUUUGCAGUUGAAUAAAGUUCAUCAGAGUUCGAUUCUGGGGAGCACAUCCAACCUGCUACUGCAGAGCCCGGCUCACCUCCCGGUGCCACAGCAGCAGCUCAUGAAGAUUGAAAACCUCCAGGCUAAUAGUAAACCGGGUUUGCUGGGAGAACCUCCAACAAUGCUACUUCAGACAGUUCUGGGAGUAGGGGUGAUGCCGUCAGUGAGCUCAGGCAUGGGAGCCCGUGGAGAAGCUCUUAAGUCAUCUAAUCUGAGUGCAAUGCAAGCGGCGGCGGCAGGGAUGGGCAUGCUGCCAUUCUUCCCCAAUCAGCACAUUGUUGGACCAGCUCUGCCAGGGCAAAAUAACGCUCCGGAUAAACAACCGGCUACCGAAGCGGUUGUCUCGGGAUCGCAGCCUUAUCACCAGACCUUAACAAAUCUUUCUGCGGGAGCUUUGCGGGCCAGCCAUGCCAAACAACAAAAUCAGCUCAAAAAUACUGACACAAAUUUGGGGACUCCCUUGAAAAAACAGACUUCGCUGCUGGGAGAACCACCAAAAGAAAUACGGCUUAGUACCAACCCCUACUUGAAUUUGGCAAGUGUGUUGCCUGGUAUAUGUCUUCCAGCAAUUGCCAGCAAAGCCUCCAGCCCACCGCAGCAGACCGGGCUUCCGAACAGCGUUGUGGAUGCUGCCGUGUCUCAGGGAACCACAUCACAACACGCCAUGGAAAAUUACUUUAAUUACUCCCAGCAGCAUGGGGAAUACACACAGGAGGCUGUUCAGCACUGGUAUCAGCAUUAUGCUCAGGCAUAUAACUCUACCCAGGCAAGAGUCGAUGAAUUUGAAAAUGAAGCCUCUGAGGAAUCUACAGGUGGAUCUCACCCCGACUACAGUACCUGUUUGCAGGUCAUGCCUACACUUUACAGUGGAGCCCAGGGACCAUUCCAGCCAGGCAGCUUGUACCUUCCUCCACAAAAACCAGUAAUGAAGGUGGCUCCGCCGAGAAGCGAGAAGCGCAGCUCUUCGUACCUCAUUCCCUCCGCGGAUCCCGGCCCCGGGGAGUUCCUGGGCCCGCAGACUCAGGGCUCCGCAGCGCGUUACGCAGAGUCCUCGCUGAAAAAAAAGCGCGUUUAUUGAGACCUAAACAAUCCCUCCCGCCCUCGGGUUGUGAAGAUGGGCUUUUCGUACCUCUGCUAUUUAUUGCUGCCUUAACUUCAGACAAAUAAUUCUUCUUUCUGUGUGGCUUAGAGGUAUCCCAGCAGGAACAACGGGCAGAUUUGCCAAGGAAACGGUACGUUUGCUACAAGAUUAGCCAUUUCGGGGUAGUCAGAUUUGUCUUCUGAAAGGACGGAUGGUGUUUCCUUUGUCGUCUGCCACUGAGGGAAUCGGUGGGCUGGGGCUGACAGAGCCAAGGAACUCGGUGAGUUUUGGUACUUAACGUACCAGCCGAAAGCAAUAAAAAUCCUGAGGAGGGAAAGCUGAUCCUUUCUCUGCUCCUCGGGCUGAGGAAGCUGAAAGAUGAAGUAUUGACAGUAAUUUUUUUUUCUUAUUUUUUUAACUCAGACUGUGGGGUUUUUUUCAAUCUUUAUUUUUUUUUUUUUUUCCAGGAUUGAGUUCUGUAUUUACAGCCUUUAUAUUUUUAAUAUUUCCUCUUAAUCCUGGAAUGGAGACAUACCAAAUGUAUUACCAGAGCCUCUGUGAUGUUUUUUCAAUAAAUGUUUGUUAAAAGUAA